UAGUUCUUUUUCGAUACAUGAUGAAUAUUCAUACAAAAAAUUAAAGGAUUUGAAAAGAACUGCUUUUCUUUGAAAUUAGUUUAUAUAUUUGUGUGUUCAGUGGAUUUAUUUUUGGGCACAAUAUCAUUAUAAAGAUGUAUGUAACAUGAGAGGAACAUGUGAAUGUUAAAUGCAUGGUGUAUCCCAAUAGAUUAGAACAGUUUCCAUUCCAGUUCUAGAAGUCUGCUAUGGCACUUUUCUAACCUGCGCAUACUGUGUUACUAACUCAACAAAAUUGUUGAAUGUAAAUGAUUAACUCUUGGGAGUCUGAGUCACACACCCAACGUUAACUUGUCAGUUGAACAAAAAAAUGAGAUAAUAGUUGGUACUAGUCAUGGCCUCAAAUAAUGCUCCAGUCUCCGCCCCAACUGCAAGGCUCCCAAGGGCCUCCAUUCACACACCUCUGAAACCUGCAAGUGUACAAGAUCUGAAAGCUAAAUUUGAUCCUGGUAGUGUCUCUGGAUCUGCUGGGGAUGCAGACAAAUCAGCAGCUUCGUCUGCUCCUCUCAAGUUGAAAACUUCCCACAGCCCACUGUCUGAUAGGAAAGGUCCAUCUUCUGGCAGUGAGUCUCCCACAUUGGCAUCACCUAGCUAUAAGUCUUCUAGUGUUACCAUUUCAUCCCUCAGUUCAUCGUUGCAAGCUGCCGCGCAGCGAAAGAUAGGCUCCACUGCAUCAUCCACCACCCAGUCAUCUCUAAAGCAGAACUCCACAUUUACUUCUAAUACUCAGUCAUCCAGCAAACUUGUUGGGGCAUCAACCACGUCACAGCUGUCCUCGAAAGUGGUCUCGAACUCCACGUCUUCUGUAAAAGUGGACAGCAGCUCAAGCUCAGCACCAACCACAGUUUCAAAAGUAAUCUCUUCAGUAACAUUAACCACUGCCAGACCGUAUUCAGCCGCACAGUCUUCCAAAAUCAGCCCCGUUUCAAGCUUAAGCAAAAACAAUUCAGUCCAAGAAUCCACGACUGCAGCACCGUCGGCGGUCAAAAAAUGGGAACCGGGUCCAAAAAAUAACUCCACAACUAUCAAUCGCAACUCCACGAACACUCUGAUUUCCAGCGAUGGUAAACAUAUUUUUGAAAAAGACAAGGAUGGCCGGCUUGAGCUGCCUGUCAUGCAUAUUAUAUCCACAGGAUCAGACGUCAGUGUGCAAAUCGCUCCUAACACAUUAAUAAGUAACAAAUUUAGAAACGGCACAGAGCGGAAGACGGAGAUUGGUUCUCAUAUUGUGAACAAAAGUACAUCAGACCUUUUCAAUGCCAGUGUAGUGGGAGAUAAAGGAAAAAGUAGUUCUCAGGGGAAUAGUCCUAAGUUACAGAGAUCCACUCGACUGGUUGCCAGAGAAAUCAAAAUACAAAAAAAUGACGAAAGUUCAGGCAGCGAAAAAUGUAACUCAGCGCAGAGCAGCCCGCCAGUGCAAAGAACCAGUAGACUAGUGGCUAGGGAGAUUAAAAUAGAAAGACUGGAUAGCGGUGAACAGGUGACUACAUACAAACAGAAACCACAAGAGGCAGCAGCCAAAUCUCAACCCUCGAAAGAUAUCAGCAACAGCAAAGAUCUGAAUACCCGGUCAAAAGUCUUAGAAGUCAAAGUAGAAAGAGUCCAGACACCUAGCAGCGCAAAAGAGAAACCAGAAUUUACUCAGGUCAAACUGAGGAACGUCAAAGCUUUACGGGAAGAGAAUGAGCAGCAGCAGAACAAAGGAGCCCUUCCUGAUUCAGAGAAGAGACUCUCCCGUAAAAUAAGCAGUGAACGAUUUGAAAGACUGAUGUUUGAUUUUCAGCGAGGUGUUCCCACAGAAGCAAUACCCUGGGCUGAAUCUGAAACUGAUCACAUUAUUCUUCAGCAGAAGGCGCGUGAGCUCCACAAGGUGGACUUGGAAGAGGAUGUGCCAAUUAUAAUCAGGAAGAAAAAAGAGGAGUCCAUUUUUACGGAAGGGCUGAAGGUCUCAGACUUCGUCAAACAGGUGAAUAAGAUGAACCCUGAAGCGGAAGGUCCGCCAAAGUGGAAAAUUCAGAAAGCCAGAAGCCAGACGAGCUCCACCGCCUCCAGUGAUGUUGGGGGUGACAACUUCUAUCAAGGGAUACCAGGGGAAGAGGAAGUCAAGUCAGCAAGUGAUGGAGAGGAUGACAUUUACGAAACAGUGAACCAAAGAGUUUCAGUUACUUCCACAGAAGAAUCGCCAAAUGAAAUUGGUAAAGUACCCAGCAGAAGAUUAGGUGUUUACAGCCAAAUGAAACAUUUUAAAAAAAUUGCCAUUCAAAGACUGAAACAAAGAGGAAGCAAGAAGAAACAGAAAACUUCUACUGAAUCUGUCGGAGACUCUGAAGACAAAACAGCUCAGUCAGAUGGUGAACAAACAAAUGGCAGCAGUUCAGGGACAGAGUAUGAGGAUGUAGAGGCAGAGAGUGACAGCGGUGCUACUGAUGACAAAGACUGUUUUUACGAAGACCUAGAAGAGUUCAAUAAACCCGCCAGCAGUGAACACAAGAAUAAAACUUUGGGUAAAAAGUUGAAGAACAUUUUCUCCAACAAGAAAGGCAAGAACAAAAAAUCUAAACCUUCAGUUGAAUCAGCUGGCACUGAUUCAGAAGGAGAUUUUGUUGAAGAGGUGGAUGACCUGGAUAAUGAUGUAGUGGACUCUAUAUCCAGAACCAGUAGUGAGAGAAGCAGCGGCCGUUUCACUCGAGAAGACAUCACACUGAGCAGCAUAUCUACAGCAUCAGCAGCCACAACGUCCUCCUACUCACAGGAUCUGUCCACAGUUGCUAACAGCCAGUCCUAUCCUCCUAUGGCUUCCAACAUGCCGCCACCCCCUCCCCUUCCUCCACGAACAUCUAAAGUAUUAAAUCAGCCACCAGAGAACUCACCCCCUCUCCCACCCAGGAAUCCAGCCCUGUCCAACAAGGCCACCCUUGGAGUGAGUCUAGAUACUGUUGUUCCUGUUUCUCCGCCAGCACCCCGAUCUUCUGGAAACUUUUAUGGGAAUAAGAAGAAAGACAGGUUCUCCUUUGGUUCAGAUCUUUCUGAUUUGGCACCAGCUUCUGGGAAAUCAGACUAUGUUGAAUGUGAGCCAGCACUUGUGUCUUCAGUGGAGAAGUUGGAAAGAACAGAUUCCACCAAUAGGAAGAAGAAAUCCAUUUUUGGCCGAAAGUCAAGCAAUGCCAGUCGACCUUCCUCUUCAGCAUCAUCUCUAUCAGCUUCAUCUUAUGUUUAUCCUGACAUCAGUGCUUUCCCAGAGCUGAAAGGAGGUGGCAGUGAUGAGAACCUUUAUGUUGAUCUAGAAGAUGAGCAUAUCUAUGGCAGGACAGCAGAUAUCUAUGUCAGUAGAUUCCAGUCAGAACCUUUGUAUCAGUGGUACAGUAAAGACAAGAUGAUUAAAAGCAUUAGAUCUGAUAAAUCAACAGCAGAUGAGCUGUCAGAUGAAGAUUACCUGGAAAAUGAGAAAAAAACAGAAUCACUCUAUGAAGAUGUUGAGAGGCUGCUUGAGAAAACAUUUAGCAAUUCCAGUAUUUCAACAGUAGCUGAUCAGGCCAAAAAAGAAAAUAAAGAAAUUGACCCUGCAAGUUUGUCUGCACCCAAUGCCAAGGAUAAACCUCAGCGGAGAUCUGUUAUUGAAGAUGUAUUUAAAAGAGGCGGAACUCUUCACCGAGCAUUAUGGUGUCAGAUGCCAGAGGUUAUUGAAAGUGGCUUGUUACAGACUCUGUCUGAUCAGGAAAAGAAAAUUCAAGAGGCAAUGUUUGAGAUAAUGACUUCUGAAGCCUCUUACUUGAAGUCCCUCAAAGUGCUCAUUAAUGUCUUUGUUCUGGCACCUGAGUUUUCAGCAGAAUCAUCAGAUAAAGGAGUCAUCUCGAGAAGAGAUCGUCAAAUUUUGUUUUCAAAUAUUGGUCACAUCAAGGACAUUAGUGAAGAAUUUUUGAAAGACCUGGAAGCUAGAUGGCAAGAGUCUUGUCACAUGAAGGAUGUUUGUGACAUUAUUUACCACCACGCAUCUACCAAGUUUGAGCCGUAUGUUAGAUACUGUAGUAAUCAGGCCUUUCAGGACAGAAUGCUCAAUAAUCUGAAGCAAAAGCCAGAAUUCAAUGAAGCUGUAAAAAAAUUGGAGCAAAAUCCAGAAUGUCAAUUUCUUCCCUUGGCCUCGUUUCUGUUACUUCCCAUGCAGAGGAUUACACGUAUGCCACUUCUUGUAGAUGCCAUAUGUCACAGGCUAGAGGCUGGCACUCCCAAACAUACUAGUGCUAAGAAAGCUUUGGACAGUCUCACAAAGGUUGCCAAACGAUGUGAUGAGGCAGCUAAAAAGAUGCAGCAGACAGAACAGAUAUGUCUCUUGGCCUCAAAUCUUGAGUUUAAAGUCAAGGAAUUCCCUCUAGUUUCGUCAUCACGUUUUCUGGUCAAGCAAGGGGAGAUGACACUUAUCAAGAGCGAUGGGACAUCUCGUAAGCCACUGAGUAAGUUGCUGGGCCCACAGAAAGAGCAUGUCUACCUGUUUCUUUUUAAUGACAUACUUUUGGUGACAAAGAAAAAAGGAAAUACUUACCAAGUGCGUGACUACUGCCAGAGAAAUGCCUUGUGUAUUGAAGCCAUAGACAACCCAGAAAAGUCUAGACACUUUACUUCAGCAGCGGCAGCAGGCGUUCCCAAUAUUUUGUUGCUAGCUAUGUUGCUGAACCAUGAAAAUAAACAAGUGGAACUGAUCCUGUCCUGCAAAUCUGAGAGUGAGCGAGCUCGUUGGAUCGAUGCUUUAUCACCUUCACAGACCACAUCUGACAAUGAAAGAAUUUAUGAUUUCUGGGAUUGUCCACAGUUUCAGUGUGUUAGGAAAUAUAUUGCUCAGCAGCCGGAUGAGAUUACGUUAGAAGAGGGAGAUGUCAUCAAUGUGACUCGCAAAAUGGCUGAUGGCUGGUGUGAAGGGGAAAGAAUACGAGAUGGAAAUAAAGGUUGGUUUCCUGCUAGUCAUACUGAAGAAAUCAACAAUAGUCAUGUGCGAGCCAGAAAUCUAAGGUUGCGCUACAGAUUGUUGAUAGCAUCUCAAGAAUUUUCUCAAAAUGAGUUAACAAGACAUUAAUAACAUUUCUUUAAGAAGCAUAAUCUUGAGCUACUUUCUAGUAGAGUCCUGUUUGUUUGUGUAGUUUUUAAUCCAGAUUUUAUGUCUGUUUACUUCUUUGAUUAGGGAGCACUAUUACAUCUAAUGUAUAUUGUUGUUUUUUUUACUUGUAUUAGAAUAACAUCUUGUAUGGUGUAAUAGUCAAAUCUAUGAAAUGGUGUGGGGGACAUUUUCAACCAAGAAACAUACUCAGCAUUGUCAGCCUAUUCAUGUAGAAAGGAAAGUUUUGUUAUAUUUUUUUUAAGUUUUAAAUAGAUUCAAGUUAAUGUAACAUUUUGUAUUUUUUAAUACCUAGGCCAAUGCUUGUAACUUGAUGAAGUGCAAUUAACUUGAAUGCUGAGGUCUGUGCCUGUACCAAUGUAUUCAUUACUCUAUAGUGACUUAGUUCUUUGUAUGUGUGCGUGUCUCAUUGAAAGCUUAAAGUGGCAGUAACUUGUACAGUUUAUCAUCAUGGUACAUAGACCUAGUUCAUGUGGACCACUUCACAAUGUCUAAAAAAAAAGUAUUUCACAAUUUUGUAAAAGUCAUUGUUGGAAGUGUACAGGCAAACCAAUUAUAAUAUUUGUAUAAAACUUCAUGGUUCCACUGUUUUCAGCUUCACUUUACCAGCAUCUAGAGCUGGAUCAGAUUGGUAUAAUAUGCAUUUUAAAAUAACAAGAGUAUAUCUGUUGCAUGAAUGUGUUCAGACAAGGUUUUGUAUGCAACAUCUAUAUGGUUGGUUAUAUGAAUGUGAACUCUGACAUCUACUGUAUAGAUUCCUUUGAAGGGGAAAUUUUAGUAUUAAUAUCUUAACCAUCAGUGAUAUCUUAAUAUUUGUAAGUGUUGCUCAUUUGAUGCAUUGUUUUGUACAGAAUGAUUUUUGUCCUUGAAUUAAAAUUGUACUAGGUUGAAUUCUUAAGUGUUAAAUUCAAAACGUUAAUCUCAGAUUAAAAACUUUCUACUUACAUUAGCAACCAUCUACUUACAACAUUUAUUUUUGUCUUUAUAUUUUUUUUUAUUAUGUGCAAUAAUACAGGCCUAACUGUGAAGUUAACAAAUUACAACAGGUUCCUUUUCGGAACCAAAGUUUUGACCAAAAAAUAUGCACUGUUUCUAUAUUUCAAGAUUUCAUUAACCCAAAAAAAAAAAGAAACACUGCAAUAUAUAUUUUUAAAAAAAAAUAUGAUGUCGCUGUCUAAACAUUUAUUAUGCCAAAUAUUGUGAUUCUUAUGACUCUCUGUACAGAAGCACAACAACAACAAUACAAUAAUUUAUUUAUUUCAUCUAAAGCAUGUAAAGAAGUAAGUUCUACUUCUUACUUCAAUGAUUAGCAUUUAGGACAAGAUUAUGAUGCUUGACACUUCUUUCUACUUUAAUAACCUCUUUUCCUAGAAAAAAAUGUUCAAAUUAAAAUAAAUUCUAUUCAUUUAUGUAUGCCCAUUUUAUUUAGCCCCCAAAAACUUUCUAGAUAUUUUAACCAUAAACAAUCUUUUUUUUUUAGAUCCAAUACAAAUUUGCAACUAUUUGAUCACAUUCCUUCAUGUUUGAAAUAACAAUUUUUGUUAUAUUUGCUGUUCAAAAUAUCUUUUAAUAGUAAUAUAUUAUCAAUUAAUCUCACUUGUCCAUGCUUGUAAUGGUUGUCUAUGAGCAGUUUUUGUAAUAAGAUAACUAUAACAUUUCUUUUGAUAAUUUUAUACAUUUUUCAAAUCAUUGAUGGCAAUGAGCAAAUAAAAUUAUUGGGAUUUUCAAGAAAGAAGACAAAUAUUUUUUUUCUUUUCAAAUUGUGUAUUUUGAGAUUGUAAAUAUUAGUUAUGUCAAGUUAGUUAUGACUGUAUAAUAUUUUUAAGCUAUUAUUUAUUGUGGAUACAUAUUUUGAAUGCCAAAUUUCAUCCCAAGAAGAUUAUAGUGCUAAAUGAUGGUAAGUAAAUUGAUGUUGUAUUCAAACAUUGCUAUGCGUACAUUGUGUUCACUUCUGGUGUUGAGUUCAACAACUACUUUUAAUUUGGUCAGUAUUUAAUGUAGUGAGUGAUGUUGUCUUCUUUUUUAAACUCUGAAACUUACACAAACAUUGUGUUCAUUUUGUUCAGUAAUUAUUUGUAGAAAUAAAAGAUUGGAUUUUGUUUUCUUGCUCAGAAGAUUUGCUCACAUAACUUGUAGUGAAACUGAAGGGAUUUCUGGAAACUAGAUGUUCUUCUUGCGAAGCUGUUGCUAUUUUUCAUUUUGUUUAUUUGCAUGCUCUCAUUUCAAACUACUUAACACUGUAAGAGGCUAUUGACAAAAAGCAUAUUAUUUCUCCUUGUGAUGACAGAUUUUGAUCAUUUCUGUAAUGCCCUUUUUAACUUACAUUUUUAAGACUGCGUACUUUUAUGAAACACUGCACUCAGCCUUCAAAAUCGAAGACAUUGCCAUUAAUACUAAGACUUUAUCAGUAGCAUUAAUAUUAUUCAAAUUGGAAUAUUUUUAUUUCGUUCACAAAGAUUUUUAGUUUUCAAAAAGAUUUGUGUUUUUAGAAAUAUUUUCAAUUAAAAUUGUUGGCAAAUAAAGUAUAUGGCCUUUUAAAAUAAAAUUUAAAAAAAACAUAGUUAUUUAAUUUCUCAAUAAUUUAACAUUUUAGGUCAUUUGAAACAUAUAUUUACCAUUACAAAGUAGCUAUGAAUAAGAUAUGCUUGCCAUCUAAUCUACAACUACAUUGAACUCUUGUAUAAUGCUCUUUGCCUUCUUGCAACAAAUCAGCUUCCUAGAAUUGUGUAUCAGUUUCCAUCAUUACAGUGUAAGACCUCUGAAAGAACAAUUCAAUGCAUGUAUUAUAUUUAAAUAUUUGUAUUAAGUAUAAACAAAAUUAAAUGUUUACUUAUUUUGCUUUUUUUUUUAUUUCAAAAAGCUUACUAUAUAAAAAUAAAGAAAUAUGACAAAUAUAACCAAUUAUUAAUUUUUAACAUUGUAAUACUUUAAGAGAGUCCAUAUUUGUCUUUAGGAGCACGAUGAGAAAAUGAAAUGUUUAUUUAAAUUAAAACUCAUCAGUUUUAACCUUUGCUACUGAAAUCUAUAUACAUAUAUUAUUUGUCUUUCAUAACAUUCCAUGUAUUGUUAAUUCUGAAACAACUUUGUGCAAGCAGUACCAUCCAAAAGUUGAUUAUCCAAAGCCUAGUAAUGUAUCCAAGUGACAGUAAGCAGACCAGUAAUAAGGCUUUACACGAAAAAUGGUCUAAAGUUGAGCACCACAUUUGAGUUUUACUUUUUCUUUUAAUUUUGUUGUUUUAUUUUCAAACUAAAUAAAUGAUCAAUGUUCUUUUUUUUUUUUUUUUGGCCAGAAUGUUCAUCCUAUGUAUUUUUACAAAAAUAAUGACUAUUCAAAACAUAAAUUAAUAUUUAAACUAUUUUUUUGAAAGACUAUAUCUUUGAAUCCUUGCUGAGUCCUGCAAAUGUUUGAAUGAAAUUUGUAUUACUAGAAAUUUGUUUUCUUCAGCAGGCUUAAUUCAUAAAUUUCAUGAGUGAAAUAAAAGACAUACUUUAAAAAAUUUUGUUAAAAAGUAACAAAUCAUAACACAAUGGGGUAAAUAUAGAUAAUAAAUUCUGGAGACAUUUGUGUUUAUUAUAAGGAAAGAUGUAGUUGUAAUGUAUUCAAUAAUGUUAUUAGUGAUUCUGUUCUAGUUGAUUAAACUAUAAGUUGAAUCUCGGUCUGCUUUGUACUUUGUUGGCCUUCACUGAACUAGUUCCCCAUGAAUCAGUGUGGACUGAUGUAUUAAAUGUGUUUAUAUCAUUGCAUGUUUGGACUUUUUGAGAGUUAUGUGUUGAAAGCACAAGCAAAUGAAGUGUCAGUAUGUUCAUCUCACAAGCAAAGUCAGACAUGUUCAUUACGAAUUGUCUGUUACGUCCUUGUCAGAUUUCAUGCUCUCGCCAGAUUAUGUGUGAUGAGAUGCUUACCAAUGAUGUCAUAAAUCAUAUGUAAUAAACAUUCAUCGUGUUGGAUAAGUUGGAUGUGAACAUUUAAAAAAAAUAUCUUUACGACCACCAUCUGACAUAUGUAUUGAUGCCAAGCUCAUCUCAUUGUGAAUCUAUUCAAAUUUCCAACACCUGAGUGUGUGUCUCCAUUGUUACUCUCUGCCACCACUCAUUGGGGCACCUGUGUACAAUGUCAAGAAAGAUAGUACAUACUAUCAUUGUAAAAAGUACUAUUGUUCCAGGUAAUAUGUAGCUCCUCUGAGAUGUUUAAACAUUGUUGAUUUUAAGUUUUGUUGUGUAAAAAAACAAAAACAAGGGACAAAAAGCAUUCCCAUUACUUAAACAAAAAAAUUUGUACUAUCAGACUGAUUUAUCUUUUCAAGUUGUUAAUUUAUUUAUACUUUACACAUUAGAAUGAAUUGAUAAAAGAUUAAUCCCUGAUUAUUCAUUAGGAGAAUCACAAUCCUUAGUAAAUACACUUCUUGAGAAAGUCCAUAUUAGAAUUUGUGUAUUUUUCAUUCUAGAAAUGUUUAUUACAUUUUCAAGGCUUAAGUGUUUAGCCACCUCUAAUUAAUGUGGGUACACAAAGGCAUAAUAGCUUAGAUUUUUUAAAAAAGUAUUACAUGACAAAGUUUCACAUUCAAAUCAUUAUUUGUGUUUCUUAGUGUAUUUAAGGUAAUCAUUUGUACUAAUCAAAAUUGUAUUUAAUUUAAUUUUCAUACCUGGAGAUAAUAAAAUAAAUAAUCAAAUUC
Biomphalaria glabrata is the source of this 9816-nucleotide messenger RNA. Its product is annotated as serine-rich adhesin for platelets-like. Gene Ontology annotation, biological process: activation of GTPase activity. Gene Ontology annotation, molecular function: protein binding; guanyl-nucleotide exchange factor activity. NCBI's taxonomy places the organism in Eukaryota, Metazoa, Mollusca, Gastropoda, Planorbidae. The record is from RefSeq and is a predicted model, not a curated record. The transcript is spliced from 23 exons. The coding region runs from base 374 to 5104 and encodes 1576 amino acids.